Histoplasma mississippiense is the source of this 1566-nucleotide messenger RNA. RefSeq lists its product as hypothetical. The transcript has 4 exons. The coding region runs from base 1 to 1566 and encodes 521 amino acids. Gene Ontology annotation, biological process: negative regulation of TORC1 signaling; positive regulation of autophagy. Gene Ontology annotation, cellular component: vacuolar membrane; GATOR1 complex. The record is from RefSeq and is a predicted model, not a curated record. Lineage: Eukaryota; Fungi; Ascomycota; Eurotiomycetes; Onygenales; Ajellomycetaceae. Gene Ontology annotation, molecular function: GTPase activator activity.
AUGAUCAAGGCAAUAUUCUACAGCAAGUUCGACACACAAGAAGGCCCAAAAGUUGUCCAUCAAGUCCCCGAUGGAGCCAUUGUGUCGUCCCCGACAGCGCCUCCGAACCAAUCACCCCUAAUUGCUUUCUCUGACAUAUCCUUCUUUGUGAUUCCGCGGCAGGAACUAUGCGGUAACCUAAUUCACGUAUGUUCCGGUGGAUAUCGUAUUCUUGGCUCCCCUGUCUGCAUGACCUCCCCGAAAUACGACCGAAACGAGUUCAUUUUCAACUUCUGCAUCGUGUUGGCGGAAGAUGAGGAAUUUGGCACUUUCAAAAGCGUGGUGCAGAAGCUGGCGGAUCUUAUGUGCGGGCUGGAGGAGCAGUCCGGAUUUUUGUCGAAAGAUUUCUCUAAAGGUGGAGAGGGCAAGGUUUACAGUUUGUGUGAGACGUUGAUGGAAGAUUUGAAUAAUUAUUGCGAGUGUAUGAUUCCGAUUGAUGAACUCAACACUCUGAAUAUCAAGUUAUUUCCUAUUUAUCCCUCACCACCUAUCGUCAAAGCUUGGCACGUACCGCUAUUUACUGUUCGAUACGAAGCUUUUAUGGAUGAAAACUGGGAUCUUACAAUGCAGAGAGUUGUACCUUUUAUCAACGGGGUUAACAGUGUUCGCAUAAUUUCGGUACUUGCGGAUACGGACUUCUCUCUGACAUGUAGCGCGAUCCGGCAUUUGAUCUACUACGGCUGCAUAUUUCUCCUAGACAUUUUCUCAUUCUCGGCAAUAUACGCCCCAACGGCACAGUUUGGUUCAACCAUUGCAAUAGACGAAGAUAUGCAACGUGAAUGCGCAAGAUAUGUAAAUACUCGUUUUGCUCCCACCCCAAGCAUAACUGCGCCACCAACUGUGAACCCAUCUACCCAAUCUGCCUUAUCAUCUAGUUCUCGAAACAGACAGAAGGCUUGCAGUGAGGUAGACCAUGAUGAAAUAUGGCCUUUGGUCGCUAACUCUGGCACUGGCAACAAAAGCGCUGGUAUCGUUGACGGAGUCGGCUUAAUUGAGCUUUACGCCAGCCUUAGACAGGGAAAGACUGUCAAGCAGUUUUAUAUCGAGCACAUCCACGAACUUGCUAACAUUGAUUUAAGACGAUUCAUAACAUUUGGCGUCAUAAAGGGCUUCCUGUAUCGCGUCCAUAAGUACGCCUAUGCAACAGGAUAUCUAACUCAGCAAACAAGACAACACAGGCCUGGCCUUGCUUCCACGGCUUCCUCAUCUUUUGUUGUCAGCAGUGGCCCAGACUUAGGAGGGCGCCGUUUGUCCUCGCAAAGUCGUCGAUCAAUUAGCUCGCGAGAUGGGGGUCAUUCCGCGACACUUUCGCCUAUUAAUGACGACAGCGCCAUUGAGGACGAUAGGGAUGAUGAUUACGCUUUAGGAGACGACGAGGAGGUCGGGAUUGAUGAUAAAACGCUGGGGAGUUAUCUCGAUGGAGCCCACUGCUUCGAUCAGAUAUGUACGGAGCUGGAAAUCAGCGAGAAGGAACUCACGGAUCGGUUAAGGAGGUAUCCGUUUGAAGUGCAAAUUAUUGACCGGUAG